AUGGAUGAAUCAACAAACGACAGUGUAAUUACAAAAACCAAUGUCAAUGAUUUCGGCGAUGUAAAUAACUUAACAAAGUAUACACCUGACGGAAAAUCAUCACAAUGUGGUAACUCAAGAAAUGUGUGUAACUCCAGUGAUGAUGAUGAAGCUCCGACGGAGAGAAUCAAGAAGCGCCUACAUAAUUUAUCUGAUAGUGAGACUGAAAAAGAAAACUUGCAUAAUGAGUCUCCCCUAACUAAAAGCGAUAGUGAGUCCGAUACAAAUGCCUCCCAUGUUCAAUCCAAAAAUGUAUCGCUUAAAUCUAGAAUUGUUAUGAAUGGAAGUAGUUCGGAAGACGAAACUCCUGCUAGCGUUUCAACUUUGAAAAAUGUGGAGCAACAAAUAAGAAUGAAAAACAAGAGAAGUAAAUUAAAACAAAAGUUUGAAGGCCUCCUCAGUUCACGAUCUAAAAAUGUAGAUCCUCAAAAUUUGAGUGAUAAACAAACUUCAGAAGAUGAAAGAAGCGAGCAAUCAGGUGAACCUUCUGACAGCGAAAUGUCUUCUAUUGCAUGUAUUAAACAGAAAAUUAAGAAGAGCAUGGCAGUAUCAUCUAUUUGUGACCCUGAUACAUCAGACGAAGAAAGUGACAGGAAGAAAAAAACUGGUUUGGAGAAAGGCAAGAAGAAAGUACAGAAAUCAACAAAAAUGAUUGAUGCCAAACCAAUGAGGAUGUCUGCUAAACAAGCCAUGGAAAAUAGGCAGUUGAUAAAGAGUGAGUCUAACCGCAUGUUGAGAGAGAAAGCAGUUUCACUUCCAUACCACAGACCAAAAGCUUUGACCCUAAAGGAAAUAAUGUCAAGAAGAAAGCCAGCUGUAACUUCUGAUGGAAAAGUGUUACCUAUCAAAAUGAAUGAGGAACAAUUGAAACAAUAUGCUUUGCAAUUAGAACAACGACAAAAAGAGAUGAUGGAAUUAUGUAAAAGUGAAUCAGAAGAUGAAACUGCUAAAGCAGAAUCUGAUGAAGAGCUUGCAACUCAUGCACCAAGUGAUUCAGACAAAAAAGAGAUUGAAACUAAUGCUAGUAUUUUGGAGCCCAAUACUGAAGAAACAGCUGCAAAUAUAAAUGAAGCAAUAACUUGUACUGAAACUGCUAAAGAAAUACCAACAAACAUUAAUAGGCCUGAUACAUCAUGUAAUGAUGAUGAACAAAAUAAUGAGGUAAAUGAAUUAAUAAAUGGAGAAACCUCAACAGAGAAUAUUGAUUUAGUUACUAAUGAUCAUUCUGCUGAAGAAAAAAAUACAGAUUUAGAUAGCACUGAAAAUAUUUGUUACACAGCUGAAGUAAAAAACACAGACACGGAACUUGGUAAGCUUGAUAAAAAAGAACAACAGGAACAAAUAUCUAGAGUGUGUUCAGAACAAGAUAGUCAACUGAUAUCAUUACAUUAUACAGAACAGGACUCCGAGAAUUUUAAAGAAACAAAUGUUUUAAUUGAUAAAACAGAUAAAUUAGUUAUUUCAAAACCAGUAGAAAAUUGUAAAAAUGAUGAACAAAAUGAUUUCUCAGAUGAUGAUAUAAAUAUGGAAGACAUUGAUAAAAUUAUUGAAAAUGCUGAAAUUAUGAAAGAUGACUACGGAAAUACCGAAGCUUUAAUGCUUGUUCGUGACCAUUUAACAAUAAAGCCUAAACUGGCAGGAGCACCUGGAAUGGUUAUAGAUUUAGAUGGUACAAAUUCAAAGCCAAAGCUAUCUGGUGUUGAACUUUUAAAGGAAAGAUUUAUUUAUUUUUCGAAACUAAAAACGACAGAAGAACUGGAACGAGAGAAGGAGAAAAUGGUAAAACCAGGGUCUCUACACUUGAAAUUAAAACAUGAACUUGAAGACAAAAUCGCAGAAAAGCGGUCCUUAGAAUGGGCAAAACGACUAGAAGAAGAAAAGAAACUUCAUGAAGAAAUGGACGAUAUUCUAUAUGAUGGUGAAGAAGCUGAUGAUAGUAUUGAAAAAAUUAAGACUAAGAUGCAUCAAAAAGACGAUAAGGAAGAAAAUCUUUCAGACUAUGAAACAGAAGAAGAAUUAAUCGAAAAUGACAUUGAAGUUAAAGAUAAACCCAUUAAUCCUAAUCCUAUGCUUGAUAACGAAGCUGAAGAAUCAGACGUCGAAGAAAAUGAUGAAGAAACAGAACCAAAAGAGACUGAACUCGAUGAAGAUAUUUUAGAAGAUGAUAACAGUGAAGGUUCGAGUGAAGAUGAGGAAUCAUCAGAGUCUGAAGAAGAUGAAAACACAUCCAAACAUAAAAAGGGAAGAAUUUUGAAAGCCUUUGAAGAUUCAGAUGAUGAAGAAGAUACCACAAAAUUGGUUGAAGGAGAACCAGCAGCCAAAGACACAAUUCAAAAUGAACUUGUAUCUAUUCAGAAAAACAGCAAUGACACGGAUGAUGCUGAGGUUAUAGCAAAUUCUUGUGAUAUUCAAAGCUCGUCACAGGAUGACGUCAUCCAGUUAGCACAAAGACACAAAUCAGUAUCGGAGGACUUAUUUGCUAGUCAAGAAAGUGCCACACUUAAAGGUACAAGUGAUGACUUGCUGGGUACUCAGUCAUUCUCUAUAUCCAGUGCUAAGCCAAGCAACUUUUUAUUUCCAUCACAGCCAUAUCAUGAUCCUAUUGUAAAUGAAGUAACUAAUACUUUUUCACAAAGCAUACCUGGGUCACAACUGCUCAACACCCAGUCUUCACAAUCACAGCCCAUUGGUGAAGAUGUUCUAGCUUUGUGUACUGGAAAGUUUUAUGAUAAUGAAUUCGUGUCUAUGAGUGAUGAAAGACCUAUGGAUUCAAUAUCUCAGGAUAAACAUGUAGAUGACAAUGUCAUUGACAGAAGUCAAGAAUCUGAUAUAAGUGGGGACAAUAUUAGAUCAAACACAGAAGAAAAAUCAAAUGUUUCAGAUGAAAGUAAACAAGAUCACAUUAAUGAAACUACGAAAGCGAAUAGCAAAAAAACGAAUGAAGAUCAAAAUCUGUUGAAAUCUAUAAUUGAUGAGCUGGAUGAUCCAGAAUUUGUCCAACCAAAGCAAAAUAAAUUCUUCACUGGAGGCUGUCAGACUAAAAGCGAUGUUAAUGAAACUAGUCAUAUGAAAAAGAGAUUGAUCAUUGACUCUGAUGAUGAAGCUAAUGAAAUAAAUAUAGAAUCGAAUGUGUCAAAAAAGAAAAAACUAAAAAAGAAGAAAUUAGAACAAAGGGCUUUGCAAAUCUCAGAUGAUGAGGAUGACGAUGAAGAGGGAUUAGGAUUGGAAGAUGUAGAUAGUGUGUCAGGAAUUGAAGAUGAUGAAGAGAGAUUCGUUGAUUAUGACUCUGAGGAGAAUGAGAUUGAAGUAAAGCCAGAAAAACUUAGGAAAAACCGUAAAGCCAAUGAUUUUUUCGAGCAAGAGGCCGAACUCACAAGUGAAGAUGAGUGGGUUGGGUCUGGAGAUGAAGAUGAACAUGGACUUGACAGGAUGGAGCGCGAGGAGGGAGAUGAUGAAGUUUUCAACCAGGGCAAGCUCCGGAAAGAGUUGGGACAGAUACACAUGCGCGAUGUACUGGAUCAAGAUAAACGUGAAGUGAGAUUGUUGCAAGAAUUACUGUUUGAGGAUGGCGAUUUGGGCGGAGGGCAUCGACAACGUAAAUUCAGAUGGAAAAAUGAAGGCGAUGAAGAGUCUGGUACCAUUCCUGAUGAUUUCACCGAUACGCAGGAGGAGGAGUUUGAGUCGGAGGAACAGUGGCGAAAACAAAGACAUGAGCGAGAAGUAUUCCUGAGGCAAAUGCAAAAACAAGAUGAAGAAGAGGGGAGCCCAAAUGUGACUGUUAAUAGAACUACAAUCAUCAAAGCCAAUCUUAUCUCUAAGAGUAUGUCAACAUUGUUGAUGGAAGUCAAUCAAUCCAAGACAGAAACUGUCGACAGUCCCAUCGUGACAGAGAAAAAAACUGUCAAAGAUGUCCCCAGCCCUAAGAAAUCAUUCUCCAUUUUACAGCAAAAGUACCACAGCUCGGUGCUCAACCGCGGCAGCGGUGCGCUGGCGCGGCUGGCGGCGCUGGCCACUCCUCUAGCUGCCGCCGAUGACGAUGUCCCUAAAACUUCUUCGUUAGCUUCACGUAAAAGAAACUUUGUUUUUGCAGCGCUCACACCUGACGAGGAUAAACCCAAGGUGACCAUAAAACGUAAAGCCGAUGUCAAUACGGGCACCCCGAAAUUAGUAAAGAAAAUAAGACUAGAAGAGAAGCAGGGUAUUCUUAAAAAUAGUUUAUUAGAUCAUUUAAAUACGUGA
Arctia plantaginis is the source of this 4278-nucleotide messenger RNA. The record is from the annotation of a GenBank genome assembly. NCBI's taxonomy places the organism in Eukaryota, Metazoa, Arthropoda, Insecta, Lepidoptera, Erebidae.